AAGGUACUGUUUUCAUUAUUCCAUUUUCAACGAUGUGCAAACCACUUGACCCCAGCUCCAGCUGAUCUGAUCAAAAUAUCAUGUGCGCGCCGUUUACACCUCUGGCUGUUUCUUUUGUGCGGCCAAGCGUUAUGCGACGCAAUUGCACUAUUGCGAGGACGACUGCGAGCGACGCAUUCUUCUUGGCGGACCCGGCCUAUGGAAAUGAAAGGCGGAAGCUGCAUCGGCAUCGCAAGUCUUUGGAGCGGUUCGGAGUUUUGAGCACGGCGGUCCUCGUGCUCGUCUUGCUACAGAUGAUAACUACGGGGACUUAUUUUCUCAUUGGCAGUCUGAGUUUGCACAUAUUUCGCCAGGUGCCCUAUUGGAUUUGGAAUAGGACGACUGUGGAGAAUAUCCCUUUUGCCCAGAAAAGGCACAACGUUCGGAGUACGUGGUGGGGUCGCCACGGUUGUCAUCAUUCGACGGAUAUCAUUUUUUUUGCGAGCGCUAAGAGUCUCCGAAAAACACCAUUUACUCGACCGCGUCGUUCCAGAACUAGAAGCAGUUUCAAAAGCGCAGCAGAUGCACAGGCUUUCAGCUUAUCUCACUGUGAAGAACUCGUCUCAUUCUCAAUCAUCCAGCCAAGGAGUUAGCUUUGUACCUUUUUGGAUUCAUUACUAAGCAUACUGUGCAUGAUCAGGCAAGUGCACGCAUUUGAACUUUUGCCAUGGAUGAUCUUGUCGAGGACAUUGCCGAUGCAGGAGAUCGAGAUACUAUGUCUGGUGCUGAGGAUAUUAAUGUAUGACGAGGAGCCACAAGCCAAACUACAGGACCAAAAAACUGGUCUAUCAUGCUGGGGGUUUGGUUACUUAUUCUUCGGCUUUGCGUCAGCCGUCAGGACCUGCUACUGCAACUGUUUUGCAUUUUGUAAUUGUAUAGAUACGAUACGAUGCGACGAGUUUUUUUUUACAUGGAAUAUGACAUGAGCGACGAAAUUACUAAGCUGAAAAAUGUCUGCAGCUAAAAAAAUCAAAAUUUUUGCGUCCUACAUUUUCGGGCACCUUCUUGUGUGUUUAUUUUUUUUCACAAUGAAACGAAAGCAAGGAAAUGGGCAGGCCAGGUAUUCCGGCAAGGCCUCGGCGGACGAAGCAGAGGAGACAGCUCAGCCACCGGGGGACUCUGUGCUUCGGUAUCGGUGGAUGUCGUCCACCCGGGUUCGCAGUUGUAGUUCUUCAAGUUCCCAAACUCCCUCCUGAUUCCUGACGAUUUACCUAGUGCGUGUCUUGUUUGGGAAUGGGCUGAAUCUGCUGAAGCAGAGGCUCGCUUUUGGUUCAAACCUCGCGGCCUCGGAGGAGGUCGACUCGGGGAUGAGCUCAAGUUGCAGGGUUUCUGCCUGCAAAUUGAGCUCGAUUCAGCUCGGGGUAGUGCGAAAAUGGCGGCCAAAAUUUGUCGCCCCGGAGGUCCGCGACUCGGGAGGGCUCCGAAGAGGUGUCCGAGGACACCUCAUCUGGAGGCCAAUUUCGGAGGUGCAGAGUUUUUUGGCGGCGCAGACAAACACGAGCUAUCUGCCCCACUUUCCCCCCCUCGCGCCAAAAAACUCUGCACCUCCACUUGGCGACCUCGUUGCCGAGGUGCAGAGUUUUUUCGCGGAGCCACGUUUUGCAUCAAAAAUCUGAACCCUCACAGCACGGCAUUCUGCUGAUCCAGGGGCUCAGAUUUGUGACCUGGCCCGGAGAGCGAGCCCAAGACGGGUCAUAAACGAAGGCCAUUUGUAAUGCGAAGCGCGCAUUACAAAUUGCUUAACGCCGGACCGUCCGUUACCAAAAACGAUUUCAAAACGAAUUCAAACUGAAUUCAAAAUGCCAGCGUUUUGGACUUCUUGAGCCGCUUAGAUUCUUCGUCGCAAGAACGUGGCGGGCAAUAGUCCGGUUUCCGUGCCCACUUCAUGGCGGGGCUCGGGUGCGCCAGUGUGGUGGGCCGCGUGUCUGAGGGGCGCAACACAAGAACUCGACUGCAGUUCCACUGUCGGAGGCAAAUUAGAUAUGACGCGGACCCUAGCAAAAUGGUGCGGUAGACGGAACAAGGGGUGGGCGGCUUCAAAGGGUCGAGCGGCAGCUUCGCCCGCUGUGGGCGCACUGCGUGGACGCUGCCGGACGUGCCGUCCUGCGCCUUGGGCCAGACGCCCCAAUGGAGCCGUCAGAGAUGCGACGUCUCCGGCGCCUCCUGGGGCGCGGGCUGAUGGCAGGAGGAAAGUGCGCGCGUGCAAUUUUAUUUCCGGAGCUAUAAUUGUGCCCUGUCCGGUUCCUUGUAAGCCGGCGGCAAAGAGCGCCCCGCGAUUGGGCGCGGUGCGAUGCUCUGUGGUCCGGGUUGUAGAGCGCCGGCCCUUUCGUGGGCCGGCCCUCGGGGCAGAGCGCUUUCCUGUUCUCAGGACAGGGCAGCUGGGUCCAGCUCUUACCACGUGCAACGCAAGGCCGACGCGUUGACCUGUGGCAUGGGGCGGGCCCAGCGUUCAAUUUCAAAUUGAAUCCGCGAAUUCAAAGCGAAUCCGCGAAUUCAAACUGAAUCCGCGAAUUCAAACUGAAUCCGUGGGCGCCUCUUCAAUUUCAAACCAAAUCCGUUGCUUCCUGGAGCGGCCACACCAAUUUCGAACGGAAUCCGAAUUCCAUCCGAAUCCCAUCCGAUUUCCAUCCGAAUCCCAUUUCCCUAAUAAGGAAUUGGACUCGGAUGAAAAAAGGAUGGAAUUCGGAUUCCGUUUGAAAUUGGUCGGACCAAUUUGGGGUCCAAUCCGUGACCUUCUUCUGCAUCAGACCAGAACGUCUGGGCUAUGUUGUAGAUUUUUGGCGCGCGCUGCCGCGCGCACCGCUAUCCGGGUGUUCUUCAAUACCUUUUUCUUUCAUUCCGCGUUGCCUUGUCGUUGGUGUGGCGAGUUGUGUUUCUUGGCGCUGCAUCGCAGCCUCUGAGGAGCAGGGUGGGCCGUCACAGGUGACGCCGGGUCUUGUCAUACAGCCCUUCUGUGUUGGUUGAAUCUGCUUCACCUGCGCUUCUGCCUCUUGGGCGUUUGAACUAUAAAGGCGAUGCUCAUGGGCGAACGCCGGUGGGGAGCCGGCGUCUCCCAUGGAGCGCUUUCUGCUCAGAUUGCAAGGCUUGGCCGUGAAGCACGUGGGCACUGCAAGUGUGGGGCCAACGGAGCUGGGGCUUCGUUCAUUCGAGAACUUUUAUCGUGUGCGGAUUACCAACCCGGAGCAGCUCUUUCGUGGUGGUGCUGCAUCCUGAGCACGCUUGCUCCUUGUUCUAUUUCCUUUUUUCGCCCACACCAUAAAUCCUUGCCGCGCUGUGCAUCCUUGCUCAGUCGAGACAGAAUGUCGCGCGUCUGUCGGACUUAUCUUCCUGCCGCGCCCGUCGUGGUGGCAUCUGGGGCCAUAAUGAGAGGGCGUAUGGUCGGAGCCCGAUGCGCGAUUGCGUGCGGCCUUUGUGCUUCUGGGUGAGGACCUACAAUCCAUGCCCGAAGCGUUUCACGAUGCUUUCCCAAUUCUCUUUUUUCGAAAACUGUGGCAUUUUGAAUUCAGUUUGAAUUCAGUUUGAAAUCGAAUUACACGACGGCACGGCCAGAGUUAAAAAUUGCCACUUUCGGGGGGAGGGGCUCUGCGCCCUAGCACCUCUCUGAGGCUGGCGUCAUGUUGUUAUCUUAGGUGCGAAACUUACCCGAAAAAUGGCAGUCGGAGGCCCCUACCUGUUGCCGCAUUUCCGUGUGGAGGUAGCAAAACAAGCUCGUGCGGGACCUUCCAGCAAAUGACGCAGGAAUGGAGCGCAACACCUCGGCCAAGUUCCCCAGCACGGAGUCCGCAGCGCUCGCAAGCGGGCUGCAGUCCGGGCGAGAAGAGAAGAACACGAACUGCACUACCAAAAAUUUUGAUUUUUUUAGCUGCAGACAAAUUUCAAGUUAGUAGAAAUGAAUACAGAUGGAGGUGAACAAGAUACUUGGGAAAUUGACUCUGACGCCGGUCGUGUGGCCUCAUCUAAGGAGGACGAGAUCCUUGACGACGGUGAAGACGAGCAUGAAGCUCCUCCUGACCACUAUGCGAAAAGCAAGGACGUCGACGCGGAGGACGAAGAACAAAUACAAAAGGAUUCGCGUGCUACUUCUUCACCUCCUCGUAGGUGUAGCGGCCCCGGAGGAGUUAGCGAAAAGGGACAAGCGAAAAGUUGUAGCUGGGAUCCUGCUCAGGAAACCCAAGAUCUUCUGCAGCCAAGAGCAUCUUCACUCGAUAGCAGGAACACAAUUGCUCCUGUACUAGUAGAAGUUAUGGUGAACGGUACUGACCGAGGACCACUUGGGGUAGAGGUAGUGGAGGAAGCGAGCUGUAAAUCGAAGGACAAGGAAAACCGCAAAAACGAUAUUUAUUUUGGCAAAGGAGGUGGGGGGAGCGAUGGUGGUACGGAGGCGAAAGAGGCGCAGCUACACAGUGGCGAGGCUUCGGAGGAAGCGUUCCCGCACGACGUGCACCACCGUGAGCUGUGCAAGUUCUUUCGCAAACAGUUUCUCGCGAAAGACAGCAGAGUCGGGGAGAACGCUUUGCGACAAAUCACUGCGGCCGGUGUGCAUGCAGGAGUUAGCAUGGCGGUCCCCGACAAACAAAGCAGCGUUGAUGAGCUGUUUCAAUUCUGGUGCGACAAGAUUAAGUUGACGGUCCAGCACGGCGAGAAGGUCGAUCAUGCGCAGAUAAUCACUGGAAGGGAAAAGAACAUCGGGAAGAAGACUCUGAUUGUGCCUGUUGGAGAACAGGAGGACGAAACUACCGGGCGGGCACGCCGUGGUUUUUUUCGGACGCCAGCGUCCAACAGCCUCGGCAGGGGGAAGGACAGUGUUGCGCCAGCGCCCUUCACUGCACAAGCAAUUGUUCUGGACGACGAGGACGAGAAGCUACACGAACAACACUUCGGAAUUCGCCCGCGGUCGGUUAAAACUUUCGAGACCAUGCCUGUUCAUAGUUUUUACGAUGUCUCGCUAGGAAAGCGGCUGGUGAGUCUGCUGGACGACGGGGGACCGGCGCAGGCCGCGGAAGUGCUGCGUGGAUCUUUCGGUGUGUCGGAUGAGCCGAAGCACGGCCAGAUCGUGAAAGUCCUCGCGUGUAGAGGAUCCAAAUGCCAUCACCCCGGGAAAACUGGAGAAAACCGGGAGGGCUGUGGCCUUUGUCCCGAUAUUGCAGAGGAAAUCUUCACAAACUUGAUGGUCAGCCAUGCCACAAAUAAGAGAUGCGUAGCCCAGAUGACGCGGAUCGUCAGUUUUGUUGAGGCGACAGCCCGUGCACCAAUUGACGAAGACAAAAAGACCGAGAGCGAUCGUUAUCUUGAACACGCAGAGGCGGGAGAAAGAAGCGACAUCGAGGAUGGGGACGGGGAGCCGGCUCCUGGCAUUCGUCCGGAUCCAGCAAAGCCGGGUACGUGCUGCAACGCUCGGUGCGGAGAUGAGGAAUACUCAACGGUCUAUCUGCUUUUCUUCGAAAGAGUCGCGCUUUUUGCCGACGAUGGCGACCAGGUACCACAAAACCUGUACACGACAUCCGCGCAAGGUUUGAUGCGCGAGCCAGGGCAACCGGAGCGCUUGACUCACAGCUUUUUUCAAUGCUUGGCAGCGUUUUCGACUUUUGGCUUUGUGCACAACGAUCUACGUACUGUACACUUGGGUUGCGCCCUUGGCAACAGAGGGAAACCUAGGCCGGAAAUCAAGCUUCUUGACCUUGGAGGGUCCUCGUUUGUUGCCCUCGACAUUGCUGGAAAAUCUACCGGUGUUGUUGUUUUCGGCAGACAAGUUGUUGUUGACGGAGUAGUCACGCCGAUCCUUCACCAUCAGGGCCCACGGAAUCCGAUUUUGUACAUCACAGGAAUAGGGCUGAACAAGUUCGAGGGAGAGGGUGCCCCCAUUGAGUUGUCUCCGUCGGAAGAUCGGCAGCGGAAAUUGCUACUCCCGAACGAAACAUCAUGUAACUCAAUAGCGGAGAGGGCAACGUACGGCCCAGCGCUGGACUGGUAUGGGGCAGCUUUGGGAUUGAUCAUGUUUUUUGAUCCUUUGCCCGAGGAUCGGGUCGCCAGUUGGGACAAUUUGCUGGACCAGGACGUUUUCAAGUUUGGGAUCGCGAACGCGCAAGAAGGCUGCGGCAAGGAAAUGCGCGAGUCGACGAUGUUUCCCGGCAGGAACCGUGCAGAUGAACACAGCUCACUCUCUUCCAGCCCAAACAUUUUGCUACACCUCGAAGCGAGCCUCCGAGAUGGGAGACACUUAUCUGCCCCGCUCGUGCGCACCUUGCUGACGCCGCUCAAAUACUUUUGGAAACCAGAGUGGGCACAGAAAGAGACGAGAGCGCAGAUGAAGCGAGCUUGGCUUCAAUUCACGAAGAUGAAAACACGGGCACGAGAAGCACCAGAAAAGGGACACGACCACUCAGGAAAUCGUGACGAUUGAAACAAUAUAGUAUUGUGACAGAUGCAGAUCCUCAUUCUCCUCAUCAAGAUGAUAAUUUAUGAUGAAUAUCAUGAGCACCGGUAUCUAUACGUCACUCUGUUGUCCUUGUCCCUACGCCUACUCGUCUGACAAAGAGAAAAACGUCUUUUGGUCUUAGCAAAUUGCAAAUUGUAAAUAACCUACUUAUUUCAAACUGAAUCAGGUCAAGUUUCAGUCACAUCAAUCAAUGAUCUGGUAGAUGCGUAAAACAGCAUCGACAGUCUUGCUCUUCAAUCGAUUGCUCAUAAGAGAAAUAUGAAAAAACACAGCAUAGGAGUGGUAGCGUGACGUGGAUGUGAUCACUCCCGGCAGUGAUGGCGUUGUGGAUCAGGAGACUGCCUCUUCUCGAC
This is a messenger RNA of Amoebophrya sp. A120, 6828 nucleotides long. The record is from the annotation of a GenBank genome assembly. Lineage: Eukaryota; Dinophyceae; Syndiniales; Amoebophryaceae.